AUGCGCGAGCCCUCAGCCAAUCAGAGCCGGGCGGGAGGACGCCGGCGCAGGCGCGCUGCGAGGCUAGGCCCGCGAUCAGGGAAGCGCUCCCUCACCUCUCCCCGGUCCAAACAAAACAAGGGCGGGAGCGCGCGCACGCGCGCGCCAGAGGGCCCCGGAGGCGGCUUCCACCAGAAGGGCAGGGGGGAGCGGCGUCGGCGCCCCGGGCGAGCGGUCUCUGCCGCCCGCCUUCGGGGUCCAGCGGGCCUGCGCCCGCUGCCCGUCCGCCCGUUCUGUCCCGCGUUACCUCUGCGCUCCCCCCUUCCUGGCGCCCGCGUGCUGCGAGGCUUCUCGGCUCCGCUCCCGCCGCCGCUCGCCGCCUCCGCCACCGCUGUCCUCCAGGCCCAGCCGCCGAGCUCUGCCGCCCCGCCCCCCUGCUCGCGGCCCCGCGCGCGCGCCCAUCCCUCACGCCGGCCCCGCCCCUCCCCUGCGCGCGCCGGCGGCCGCGCCCCCAACAGCCCGCGGGCGCGGAGGGAGCGCGCGAGACUCGUCUCCCCGUGGUCGGGCGCGCGGGGGCGCGAGAAGGCGGGCGGGGCCGGCGCGGGGGACGCCGGGGCGGCGCUGAGUGUCCGCGCGCCUUACGCCUGCGCCCCUCGGGUGGCUCCAGUCUUCUUGGCUGGCGUGGCUUCGGUGUCCUCGGGUUCCGUCCCUGAGUUUCGACUUCGGCUCCCCGUCUGCCUUUGGAGGGGAUUGGCCUUUCCCGCUCCCGAGUUGAGCACAAGAACGACCCCCUUCUUUGAAGACGACGAAAUGAUUAGAAACCCAGAGAGCGGAGAGUGUGCAGUUACCUCACGUUCGUUCCUAAGAAGUCUCCUCACAGGACGCAGGAAUGCCUCACGAAAAGAACUGUAG
Budorcas taxicolor (takin) is the source of this 891-nucleotide messenger RNA. RefSeq lists its product as uncharacterized. The transcript has 2 exons. Lineage: Eukaryota; Metazoa; Chordata; Mammalia; Artiodactyla; Bovidae. The record is from RefSeq and is a predicted model, not a curated record. The coding region runs from base 1 to 891 and encodes 296 amino acids.